Molecule: messenger RNA, 966 nt
Organism: Nothobranchius furzeri (turquoise killifish)
Lineage: Eukaryota; Metazoa; Chordata; Actinopteri; Cyprinodontiformes; Nothobranchiidae
Gene: ndufs3
Product: NADH:ubiquinone oxidoreductase core subunit S3
Molecular function (GO): NADH dehydrogenase (ubiquinone) activity
Source: RefSeq, a predicted model, not a curated record
GUUGCACUUCGUCCUCCGGACCGAUAGGGGGAGACGCUUACCGUCUCCGCUGUCAAACCUAAAAUCAAACAUGGCGGCGUCGUUUGUGAGGUUUGUCCGCGGAGGACUCGGAAGGAGCUUUAACAUUGCUCGGAGUUCGUGUCUUCUCCAACAACAGACCAGAGCCCAGAGCUCCAGCACCGAGUCCUCCCCUACAAUCAGGCCCAAGGAUCCCGUCACUCACAACCAGCUGGCAACAUUUGGACAGUAUGUGGCUGAAAUAAUGCCUAAAUAUGUUCAGGAGGUUCAGGUGACAUGUUACAAUGAGCUGGAGGUGAUGAUCCACCCUGAUGGUGUGGUCCCUGUGCUGACCUUCCUGAGGGACCACACCAACGCCCAGUUCAGGAGCAUGAUCGACCUGACGGCUGUGGACAUCCCAACACGGCAGAACCGCUUUGAGAUCGUGUACCACCUGCUGUCGCUGCGCUACAACUCCCGUAUCCGCAUCAAGACCUACACAGAUGAGCUAACACCAGUGGACUCUGCUGUCCCCGUCCACUUGGCUGCCAACUGGUAUGAGAGGGAGGUGUGGGACAUGUUUGGUGUGUUCUUCGCCAACCAUCCUGACCUGAGACGCAUUCUGACCGACUACGGCUUUGAGGGUCACCCCUUUAGAAAGGACUUCCCUCUUUCAGGUUACGUCGAGCUGCGUUAUGAUGAUGAGGUGAAGCGUGUGGUGGCGGAGCCCGUGGAACUAGCGCAGGAGUUCAGGAAGUUCGAUCUGAACACACCCUGGGAGGUGUUCCCUGCCUUCCGAGAGCCCCAACAGGCUGAGCCCAAGCUGGAGGCUGGUGACGUCUCCUCGGAGAAGAAGUGAUGUCCUUCUGUUCACACACAGUUCUUCAUCAUCACACCUCCUGUUAUUCUGGGACUUCACCUGAAAUAUUUAUGUAAAUAAAAAGUACUAAUAAAACAUUCUUUAGAUGG